Chenopodium quinoa (quinoa) is the source of this 1846-nucleotide messenger RNA. RefSeq names its product GABA transporter 1-like. Gene Ontology annotation, cellular component: plasma membrane. Lineage: Eukaryota; Viridiplantae; Streptophyta; Magnoliopsida; Caryophyllales; Amaranthaceae. The transcript is spliced from 7 exons. The record is from RefSeq and is a predicted model, not a curated record. The coding region runs from base 272 to 1681 and encodes 469 amino acids.
UUCAAAAUUUUGGUGCUUGGAGAAUAACUUAUUUCUAAGGGAUCUCUCCAAGCUCCUAACAAAUCUCCAAGAUUUCCUAUUGUUUUUUAUUGUAGGAAUCUUGAAUUUAUAUCUUUAGAAAACCCUUAAAUUACACAAAUUUAUUCCAUUACAUUUAAGCUUAAAUUUCUACAUGCUUGCAAUUUAUUACUAAAAUUUCUCCUUGCUUGCUAUUUGUUAUCUCAUCAUAUAUAAAUUACUUGCGGGAGAAGAAAACAAAAAAAGUGUAAGCAUGUUAAAGUUCUUUCGAAGUUCAUCAGUAGUCCCACUAGAAGGAUUUGAAAUGGAUUCUAAACAAUGGCGUGAAGUUCCUCUUCCUCCUAAAAAAGAAUUUGAUGUCUUUUAUUCUAAUAUUGUUCUUGAAUCUAAGGGAUCAUGGUUGCAUAGUAGCUACCACCUAACAACAUCAAUAGUUGCACCUCCAUUGUUGAGUAUUCCAUAUGCAUUUUCCUUUCUAGGCUGGGGUGGUGGUCUCUUGUGCCUUUCAGCAGGAGCAUUGGUCACCUUUUACUCAUACACGCUCUUGUCGUUGGUCCUCGAACACCAUGCUCAAUUAGGCCGUCGUCAACUUCAUUUUCGGGCUAUGGCUCAUGAUAUUCUAGGCCCAAGCUGGGGAAAGUAUUUUGUGGGUCCAAUCCAACUCGCAGUGUGCUAUGGUUCAGUUGUUGCUGCUUGUCUUCUGGGUGGGCAAUGUAUCAAGGCUAUCUACCUAUUAACAAAUCCAGAUGGAGAGAUGAAGCUCAGAUAUUUUGUUAUAGUAUUUGGCGGACUAAUGCUAAUUUUAGCUCAAAUGCCGUCAUUUCACUCAUUAAGGCAUAUCAAUUUAACUUCACUCAUCUUGUGCCUUGCAUAUAGUGCUUGUACUACUGCUGCUUCCAUCUACGUAGGGAUAAAUAAUAAUGCAUCCGAAGAAUCAAAAACAGAUUACUCAGUAGUUGGAAAGACGAAGGAUCGCAUAUAUGGUGUUUUUAGUGCUAUUGCAAUCAUCGCAACAACUUUUGGAAAUGGAAUGAUUCCUGAAAUUCAGGCAACAAUAGUACCGCCGGUGAAGGAGAAGAUGUUCAAAGGACUAAUUCUUUGUUACACCAUAGUAUUAGCAACCAUAUUCAGUGUAGCCGUGUCCGGUUAUUGGGCAUUUGGGAACAAAUCUCACGGUCAAAUUUUGAGCAACUUUGUCGUGAAUGGUAACCCUUUGUUACCUAGGUGGUUUGUUAUCAUGACUAUUACCUUUGUAACCUUUCAACUAGCCGCUUUUGGUGUGGUAUACAUGCAACCCACAAAUGAAGUGCUAGAGAACCUAUUAAGUGAUCCAAAAAGCCACCCGUUUUCUCAACGGAAUGUGAUCCCUAGGGUUUUAUCAAGGUUCAUAUUCGUCGCCUCAGCAACCUUUCUAGCAGCAGUAUUACCAUUUUUUGGAGAUAUAAUGGGAAUCAUCGGAGCUUUCGGGUUUCUUCCACUCGACUUUGCUUUGCCUGUUAUAUUCUAUAACAUCACAUUUAGGCCUUCAAUGCGUUCCUUCAUCUUUUGGGCAAACUUAGUCGUAAUGGGUCUUUUCUUCGUGUUGGUUGUGGUUGGAUACGCGGCUGCUAUUAGGGAAAUCGUUCUUGAUGCAAAUUUUUUUAGAUUAUUUCCACAUUUGUGACCGAAUUUGGCCUUAUUAUUUAACAGCAAUAGAUGACCAAUUAGAUUACAAAGUACAUGUUUAUAAUUAAGACUUUAACUAUUGGCUUUUUCUCAUGUGAUACAUUGUUAGAAUGUAAGGACGAUAAUCUUUUGAGUUCCCUGAUUUUAAAUUAUAUAUAUAGAA